Messenger RNA from Juglans microcarpa x Juglans regia, 1314 nucleotides. RefSeq names its product pollen-specific leucine-rich repeat extensin-like protein 1. Bases 1 to 1314 code for a protein of 437 amino acids. NCBI's taxonomy places the organism in Eukaryota, Viridiplantae, Streptophyta, Magnoliopsida, Fagales, Juglandaceae. The transcript has 4 exons. The record is from RefSeq and is a predicted model, not a curated record.
AUGAAGAAGGCAGUGCCCCCAGGUGCGAGUCAGGCAGGACCUCCUAGGACGCCGUCGGGGGGUCCCGAAGCAGAGAAGGCUCCUCCCGAAAGUCCACGCUGCCCCCUCCUCUCAAGAGCCGAAGCGAGGAGUUCCCAGCGAGCUCACCCUGACUGCUCGGAGGUUCCGACUUCUUCCCAACAUGCGUGUCAUUCAGAUGCCCCCAGGAGUGGGGCAGGGGGAUCCCAGCAUGCGCGUUGCCCAGAUGCCCCCUACUCCUCCUGCUCAAGGAGCGCCUCUGGUGCUCCCAAUGGCCCCCGCCACUUCCACAUGGGGGGCGCAGUGAUGGACGCUCCACUUUCUUUUGAAAAGUCGCUUCCUCGAGAGACCGCUCCGCCCGUACUGCCUCGGGUCGAGUCUCCGGUUUCCCCUUCUCUCCUGGAGGUCCCCACACUUCAGAAGGUGUCGCCCCCUCUUGCUCGGGGACCGAACCAAACUCGGUACCGGGCCAAAUUCACCAAUUCGGUCUUGUCCGGUCUGGUCUACUGGUUUUUUUACACCUCUAUUGAUGAUAAGGAGAAACCAGUUCCGAGCUUCCCCUUCGUCGUGGAGCUUAGCGACAGUUUUGCAUCGAUCCCGUCACCACCCUCUCUUUCCUCUCCAGAGCCAGAGGUGGAUUCUUACUUUGCUUCACUUGAGAUGACGUCUCCACCCAGCCCCCCAGCAUAUAGGCCUCAUCCGGUAGAGGAAGGGGGUCCUACGACCGAGGGGGAGGCCCCUAAUGUUGAAGGGCCUUCCCCUAGGACUAAGGUCCCCACGCCAGCUGUGCUCCUUUUUGCAGAAGCCUCUGGUGUUGGUCCUUCCCAGGAGCCCGUCGAGGACGUCCCACAGCCUGUGUUGCCUCUGGCGGGCGGUGCUUCUACUUCUCGAAUUGAAAGCCCAGAAGGAGAUGAAGGCGUCUCGGUAGAGUGCGACGUGCUACAGGAGUCUCUGGAGAAAUUGCAGAAGGAGUUAUGGGACAAGGUUCAAUGGGUGAAGAGGAAGAAGUAUAGGCUUAAAGGUAGAGUUGGCCAGCAUCAAGGUAGACUUCACCCAGGCUUCCAUGGAGAUUCGUCGCCUUUGGGAUGCGUUGAAGGACUUGGAGAAAAGGGAGGACGACCUUCAAAAGGGGGUUCUUACAUUCCAGUGGGAGAAUAUCCAGUUGGAACUGGUGCUUGUCUUCAUUCAUCAGGUGGUGCUCCCAACACACAUUCAAACACUUUUCCCUGGUCCGGGAGGUCUAGCGUCAGAAGGCCGAGGUGUAGCGAAGGGAGUUCUAGAUCGAAAAUCUCAUAA